Messenger RNA from Cherax quadricarinatus, 6334 nucleotides. NCBI's taxonomy places the organism in Eukaryota, Metazoa, Arthropoda, Malacostraca, Decapoda, Parastacidae. The record is from RefSeq and is a predicted model, not a curated record.
AGUCAUCCAUUCAGUAGCGGAGUGGCAGCCAGAGAGGCAGGGAGUGUACGAGGGCACGUCUGCCUUAUACUCUCACUCGACCUCUCUUACAUGCUCAAAUUCGCUCUAAACCCGCACUUAUACUAACGUGAUUACCCGUAUUUGUGUGCCUGGAGGAUAUUAGAGUGGGGGAAGAAGUAUACGGAAUACUUUAGUAGAGAAAGCAACAGGUAUUUGGGUUGUGUGCAACAUGAUAUACAAAUAAAUGCAUAGAAAGUUAUAAAAUAUUCAGAAGACAUUUUGGAAAAAGACAGUGAUCGCAUAGUGACACUGAAACCAAAGUUUAGUGUUGCAUUCUUGGACGAAGGCUAGAGUGUAUGAACAUCCUCAUGUGAGGGAUGGGCAAGGUCUUGUGAUUAGUGGUGUAAACAACAUUGUUACCGCUGCAGGCAUGUGAAUCUGGAGGAUGGUGGCGCCCCGGAGUGAGUGAGAGGGGCGUCCUCCACCCACAGAUGGAGGCUGAGAUGAAGAACACCAUCAGGAAAGAAUCUGGCGAAGAGGAGGACAUAGAGGAGCAUUCCUCUGCCCCCUCUGCACCAGAAGACGAGGAAAGGUUUAGCGAGAAGUGUUCUACAGGUGCUCUCAGCAUGAUGCUGGAAGGCAACGAGGAAGUAUUGGCAGUGAAGCCACUACUAGAAAUUCCUCGGUGCCUGCAGGAGCAGACGCUGCUAGAGGAGCAGCUUACAAAUACCAACGACGAUAACAACAACAACAACACAGACCACGGGAGCGAAAUGAGCACUGCAGAUAAUGGAUCGUCUUGCAACGCGGAGGAGGUCGUGCGAAAGACAGUAUUUGCCCUUGAACACGACAUUCUGGACGAGACUGAUGCUUGUCUUAGGUUCACCAGUGACGAUGAAGAGGGUGCCACCGACCUAAUGGCGGCCAUUUGUCGUGUCCUGCCGGAGCUGCAGACCGUGAACCCCCUGUGUGUGAUUCGUCACUCCGACGUGGUGUUGACGGACGUAAAAAGUUCCCAGGGACAAGUCACGGAACGAGUGAGUGACGGGCGGGGACCCGUGGACAUGUCCUCGGAAGUGACCAAGGAAGCGCCUACGGAACUGACUGUGGAACCGCCCAUGGAACUUCCAACGGAACCGCCUACUGAACCGCCCAUGGAACCACCCAUGGAACCGCCCACGGAACCACCCAUGGAACCACCCAUGGAACCACCCAUGGAACCUCCCACGGAACCACCCAUGGAACCGCCCACGGAACCACCCUUGGAACCGCCCAUGGAACCACCUACGGAACCGUCCAUGGAACCGCCUACGGAACUGCUAAUGGAACCGCCCAUGGAACUUCCUUCUGAACCGCCUAUGGAACCGCCCAUGGAACCGCCUCCGGAGCCGCCCACAGAACCCGAGCACCCGAUUAUCAUCGACCCUUCUAGUGAAUCACAAGAGCAUCCCAGUACACCCAUAUCUGAAUGCCAGGACUCUACUGGUAUUGACCCUCCGUGUGAAAAUCCGUAUGUCGUCUGCAUGCCAAAGGUUGAUGCUUCCCAGGACUCCCAUGUUUGUGAAGAAGCAGACAUUAAACAUACACAUUCACGUCCCUGUUGCGCCGAGCACUCAGAGGCGAGGGAGACUGCUGUGCAGUCCGCCGCUGCGGGUAAUGAGCUGACAGAGGAACCAACCGUAAAUGAGGGACAGCAAGAAUUCCUCCAGAAUAAGAUUAGAGAGGAACCGACGAGAGAACCAGAGACUGAGUGUGAUUCAGGAGAGAGAGAAAACGCCUCAGAUGAUGAGGGACGGGAAGUUAUAGAUGAAAAUAAACCGAAUGAAACCAAGGAUAGUGGACUAAGAGAGAGAGAGGGCAAGGAUAAAGGUCAAGGGGAAAUGGAGAGUGACGGCGAGAGUUUAAGCUUGCAUGUGCCAAUGAGAAGAGAGGAAGCCAGUGGUGAAAAUAUUGUUACAAACGAAACUCCGGCCAAGAACUUUGAAACGGAAGAUCAGAAUGCAGCAGACGAAGACAAGAUUCUGCCACCAGAAACUGGUAUAGACCCCCAUCAUCUAGGAACAGUGUUUUGUGCCGAGCCAUAUUAUGCCACAGUAGGAGAGGGUGACCCCGUACCCGUGGUGGUUCAAGGAGGGGAGAAAAGCUGUGAGGUGACUGAAUCUGAAGUACGAAGCAGCGACAGUGUCAAAGAAGAGGUUAUGAAGAACGCUGCUGAACAUGUUUAUGAGAUUCCGAGUGAAGUGAAGGAACGCAGACUGAGUCGUAGCAGCAGUAACAGCAGCAGUAGCAGUGGAAGAAGCAGCAGCGGCACUGCCGGCGAGGAGAAAACUGUUGCCGGAAGUUUGACUGAUUGUAACAUGCAAAGUGAAACUGAAAGGGGCGUGUGCGAACGCAAGGAAAAUAAUAGAAAUAACCUGCGGAGGGUCCCCGAGCCAAUCUAUGAAAGCAUCGAUGAUAAAAAUGAAAGCACCGGCGUUAGGAAUGAAAGAAGCGACGAUAGGAAUGAAAGAAUCGUCCAGGACUGUGACUCGCGGUCGAGUAGGUCGAGUAGGUCUAGUCGGUCGAGUACCCUGAGCGGCCCCUGGUGCGAGGAACGCAUCUACGAGGACAUCUCUGAUCUGGGCAGUGGCGGCGUAGGCAGCGGCAGUGGUGGUGGUGAAAGCGGUGGCGGCGGCAACGGUGGUGGUAGCGGUGGUGGAGGUGGUGGCAGUGUCAGCGGUGGUGUCAACGAAGAGACGUGGGUAUCUCGCCGCCUCCACGUGCACCGUCAGUUGUCCUCCUCAGACUCCUGGGGCUCCGAGGACUUCGAGUCGUAUUCCAGCAACGAGGAAGAAAACGGAGGUGGAUCAGUCAAAACACAGGCGCCAAACCUGGAGAACUUUAAGCAGCGCUUAUUGCGAAAGAGAGAACAGUGGCGAGAAAGGCGGCAGUCGAGCAAGAGCCUCAAGGAUGCCUCACGUAAGGACUCCAAAGAGGAUCAGGCAAAAGAAUCUGCUAAACCUACAGAAGAGAAUGCUCCACCUACACCAGACAAUAAAUUGUACAGAUGGUUUUCCUUGCGCAAGAGUGUCAAUUAUGAUGUGGAGCGUCGUAGCAGCACCAUUGUUAAUACAGAACGCACCAGCUCCUACACCACCACCAGUAAUGGUACCAAUGCCAAUACUAACAACAGGAUGCCAAAGCUUUUGGAAGAGGGGGACUCUGAGCAUGGAGGGCUGUUUUCUGAGAAUGGGGGAGUGUUUGCACACACCUUCCAGCGCAGACACCAGCCCCCAACUCUGCCUCCCAUGCCACAAAGCCUCACUCCAGAACAGAUUAAAAGACGACAUAUUGUUGCAUCUAUAGUUCAUAGUGAAAACAAUUAUGUAGCAACUCUCCAGAGACUAGUCAAUGAUUACAAAAAACCUAUAGAAGACUCGAAACCACCAAUUCUUAAUGCAGCCAAGCUUUCUACACUAUUUCAUAGACUAUCGGAGAUUCUUCAGUGCCACACAUUAUUCCGUAUUGCUCUGGCUGAGUGUGUACGACAGUGGGAUCGAGAGGAGAAGAUAGGAGAUGUCUUUGUUGCUUCUUUCUCCAAGGCGAUUGUCUUGGAUAUUUACAGCGACUUUAUCAACAACUUUGCACGUGCCAUGGAAGUUGCAAAGCAAGAAUCCAAAAAGAAAUCCGCUUUUGCUGAUUUCCUGAAGAUGCGUCAGAUCACCUCGCCUGAUCGACUGUCAUUCUUUGGACUUAUGGUGAAGCCUGUCCAGCGCUUCCCUCAGUUUAUUCUCUUCCUCCAGGGAUUGACUGCAGAGCACCUGCAGCAAGUGUCCAGCAGCAUCCAGAGAGCUUUACACAUCAGAGAUGAGCAGAUGGCAUGGGUGGAUGCUUGCUGCUUGCAGUUCACAGUGAAAAACAAAGAAGGUCGGGAAAAAGAGACCUUCACUUUCCAGACGAAUAAUCCUGUUAUCAAGAAGGAUUGGAUUGUGGAACUUCGAUUAGCUCAGUUGGCUCUUGAUAUCUCUAACUCUCCUGCAUGGGAUGUACCCGAACAAGAGAAGCGACCCUCGACUAAAAUGCCUCUAUUUGUCAAGACACUUCCAGUUUUUUCCUCUCUUCAUGACACUGAGGUUAAAUGUGGGUGCUGCUACACUGUAACUCUAUCGCGGCCAAGCAGGUUGUCAGGAACUGGUCGACAUCACACAUAUCUCUGGCUGUGUUCCACUGAUGGUGUCUCUUCACACAUCACCAUCUACCUCAUGCAACAGGUUGGCUUAAGGGAGGUUGUUCGUGUAGACAUGGUUGAAGUUUGUGUAACAUCACUGCAUCAUGUCCCUGGUAUCACCACCACAGAAGAGCCCUCCUUGCGAGCUCACACUGUUUGGAUGGGCACACACUCCCACAGAUUAUUGGUGUACAGUGGAUUAGAUCCGGAACGGCAGACGGAAUUAGGUGCCACUACCGUACCAGCUGCUAUCACAACAAUCAAAUACCACUGUGAUCAGGUAUAUGUAGGUUUGUGUAACGGAUGUGUGCAGGUAUACCGGCGAGGUGCUGAUGGUGCCUGGCAAAUCCGUGAACCUCAUAAUAUUGUCCUCGGCUCACUAGUAGUCUCGGCACUCCUUCCCAUCAACACUCAUGUCUAUGCUGCUUGUGGAGACCAUGUGCAUGUCAUCGAUUGCUUUACAGCAGAAGUUACUAAGAAGUUCUCUGUACAUCACGAAGGUGCUGGUGGUGUACAACUGAUGGCACAUUCUGGCAUUGGACUCUGGAUUGCCCAGCAGAACACCUCAACCAUAUGUUUAUAUCACACAGAAACUUUCCGACACCUUCAAGAUAUCAAUGUUGCUUCAAAUGUUAAUCGUGUGUUGGGUGAAAGAGGGAUUGCUGUUUCCAGUAUAAAUGUGACAGCUUUGUUAGCCUCAAGAGGACUCCUCUGGGUGGGGACAAAUGUAGGCGUUGCUCUUACUAUUCCAUUGCCUCGCUUAGAGGGUGUACCAAUAAUUAGUGGACGUGCAAAUAUUAGCUAUCAUGCUCAUAAUGGACCAAUAACAUUCCUUCUUGCACUACAACCUCAUGCCAGACCACAGGCUACUCUUCCCGAGCUACGGCCUGGCUCUCGUCAAUCUUUACAAGAUAACCUCAGUCAUCCUCAACAAGAUGGCUCCCGAUCUCAUGGUUCUGAUGACAUCAGAAGCUUUAUAAUUACACCAACACCUGCGUCACGACUUGAAAAGCAACAAAGCGAUGGCAGUCUUGUACCACCAAAACGUGUACCACCUCGCCUGCGGCAACAGCUGAGUUCUCCUGUAAUACUGAGACGUAAACCAAGAGACACCCAGCAACACGUGCGGCGUCUCUCCAAGACACUACCACGUGGUUUAGGGCUAGGAACUCUAGCAGGUAGUCAGGAGUGUGAUGUAUAUGGUCUCUAUGGCGAUCUGUUAAACGUUCACGAGUACGAAGAUGAGCCAAUGAUAAUAGGAGAAGGAUUUUUGCUUUCCCGAUAUGAUUCUAUGCGCCGCAGUGAUCCAGAAUUGGCUGUUCCCUCUCAAGUUAGUACUCUUGAUCGGCGCGUUAGACUGAAAGCCUCACGUCCUCGCUCCUUGGAUCUAUCAACCUGGUCCAUGGAUUCCAGGGCCUCCUCAGCCUGUACCACAUCCUCAGGAUCAGAAGAUGGCAGUGGAGUUAUGAAUAGUGUUAUCGCAUUGAAUAAUGUCUCCACAGCAGCACACGACACCGUGUCUCACUCGACAACAAGUGGUGGCACAACAAAUAGGUCCACCAUUUCUGGACGCCGCAAAGAAAAUGAUCAGUCACGCACACUUAUGACACUGAUGGGUGGACGAGGCUACAUCAACUUGAGGCAGUUCCAGGACGUCCAACCUCCUUAUUCCAAUGACAAAGAUGCACAUAUUGUCGUUUGGGAGAUGAAGCUUUAACCAAUCUUCUGUAGAACUUUUAUUUCUUAUAACUUAUUUACCUAACUCAUUUUCUAAUACUUUUUACAAACCCUGUGCAAUUGUGAUAUGUCUUAAGUUUUGUGCCCAUAUUUAGAAUGGCUCCUGUUACGUAUUUAGACAAGUGAAAAUGUCGUGUUUGACUCAUUAAUGGUUUAUGUCAAGCUUCCAGUGCAAGGAAAUUUAAUGUCUGUGUAUUAUAUAAACGCUUUUGUCAAGGCUGCUUUAUAUAAAGAAAAAUAUCUAUUUACAGUAACAGUAUAUUUCAGGAUAUUAGUGUAAAUAUCAAUGAGCUGCAAUUUUAAAUACAUUAUUUUGGUCAAUAUUGCAGACCUUGUUAACCUGCUAUGAAAAUAUUGUAUAAGUGUAUGUAAUAAAAUAUAUUAUUUUGA